Pectinophora gossypiella (pink bollworm) is the source of this 4147-nucleotide messenger RNA. Its product is annotated as E3 ubiquitin-protein ligase rnf168-like. The coding region runs from base 2 to 2122 and encodes 706 amino acids. Gene Ontology annotation, molecular function: metal ion binding; nucleosome binding; ubiquitin-protein transferase activity. The record is from RefSeq and is a predicted model, not a curated record. NCBI's taxonomy places the organism in Eukaryota, Metazoa, Arthropoda, Insecta, Lepidoptera, Gelechiidae. Gene Ontology annotation, biological process: double-strand break repair. Gene Ontology annotation, cellular component: nucleus; site of double-strand break. The transcript has 8 exons.
AAUGUCGGCCAAAUCAAAGAAGCGGCUGUGUAAAUUGGAAAAUAAAUUACUAAAAUUAGAAAAAUUAGAGCUAAAAGAUGUUGUUUGUUCUAUUUGUCAGUCAAUUCUUAUAGAACCAGUCACACUGCCGUGUUUUCACUAUUUUUGUCAACGUUGUUUUAAUGGUAGCAUAGAAAAUAAUGCUUUGUGUUGUCCUCUGUGUCGCUUGCGAAUUGGAUCCUGGCUUAGGACAGCAACUAAACAGAAUAAUUUGGUUAAUAUUGAACUAUGGAACGUUAUCAAGUCGAAAUUUUCAAAUGAGGUCGAUAUUAAACUAAAAGGAGAUGAUAUAGACUUACCAGAAGAGUUUACAGAAAUACCUAUACAUCGGCUGAGUGCACCCGGGGAGAUAAGAUCUGAAUAUGAAGCUGAACUGGAAAGGUUAAGAACUGAGCGUCUGCAGCAAGAAAAGAAACAUUUUGAAGAGACUGAACUCCUCAUCAAGAAAAUUCAGGAAGAGGAGAGAGAAGCGCAGAAAAAGUACAUAGAAAGAUUAAAACAAGAUGAAUUUCUAGCUAAGCAGAUACAAAACCAGGACAGUAAGCAUCCAACACAGAAGACUAGAAGAAGACAUAUUGUGAAAACAGUGAAUGCAAAGAGAGCUACAAUGGAUGGAUACUUGGCAAAAAUACAAGCACCUGUGCCAGAAAUACAGGAUAAAAUCAACCACGGAGAGGGGGAUGCUCGUGUGGGAUAUAUGGAAAAGUCAAAGCAGGAAGAGCAGCUAACAAAGAAGAACCCAAAACAGGAGAGUAAGCUGUCAGAGCAAAGAUCUCAAAGAAGGCAAAGUGUUAAGCCAGUCAACCCCAUAAAGCCAAGACUGAAAGCACCCACAAUUGAAGACUUCUUGACUAAAACUCCAGGGUCUUCCAUUACUGAAGACACUGAAAGUUCAAUACUGACGGAUGACCAGACAAGCAAAGGUGGGAACUCCUCAAGGUCAGCAGUCAGCUGCAGCCCAUCUAGUAAACACUCUCCAGAAGUAGUGCCAAGCUAUGGGAAAAUGAUUAAAAACUUCAUUGACAAAAAAAUUAAAAGUGGUACUAGUCUAUGGAAUAAAGAGAAUGGAGACAAAGAAAUGAAAGAGGACCAACAAGACAGUCCUAAAUUGGAUGUUGCUGCAGAGGACAUAAAGCAAAAGAAAACUGUGAUAAAAUCGUUACUUGUAUCACUGCCUUUACCAAACUCUGGUAUUCUACAGCACAAAACAAACGUGCCUUAUAAUCGGAAUUUGGAAACUGAUAGUGUGGACUCAAUGCAUCAAGAGUUAUGUUUCUUCAAACCCAUUGAGAAGACAUCGCCAACUAGAUUGAAAAUCAAUAAAAACCUACCAGUGCGUGUGCCGUGCGUACGCGCUGAAUUGGAGCCAUGCCCGCCACCGCCGCGCGAAAAUGUACCCAGCCGCGCUCAGUACAUCGAGGGGCUCUGCAGACUUCGUCGGCUGUCGCUAGCGCACAACAUGCCUUCCGCUUUCGUAGUAGCUCUAAAUAUACUCAAAAUUAAAAAGGAAAAUGCCAUGCAAUCUGAUAGAAAUACUAGACAAGGGGUCAAAAGAACAGUGUCUAAUAAUACCUCAACAUUACCUAUUAAGAGAAUAGCUCCUAAUAAGAAACCAGUAAAUCGUGUUCCUAAUAAUACUGCCAGAAACUCCGACGUAAACUUGAGACGCACCAGGUCAAUGGGAAGCAUAGCUAAAGAUGAGAAUGAAACUACUCCUAAAAAAGCAAACAUCCAAGAACGGAAGGUAAAUUCGGAGCGCAAGCCGCUACUGAGAAGCAGUACCAAAAAAUUGAGUGCUAAAAAAGAACUGGAAACUUCACCUCUGAUUUCAAAAACAAUAAAUAACAAUAAAGUCAAUUUAGCUGUAAAGAAUUUAUCUAGUCCAUUGAAAAAUUGUGAUGUAACUGAAAUUGUACAGGAGCAACUUAGGAUUGAGAAAAUAAUAGAACAAGAGAAGAAGGAUCUCGAGCUGGCUCGUCAGAUGGACGCGGAACUGAACGGACGCAGGCUGCGACGGGCCCCCGGCAAGCGACAGGUUACACUCAAUUAUGCUCUUAGACCUGCCAAAAAGAUGAAAGCCUAGUGGUUGAAAUCAACCUCCCGUGAUAGAAUUUUUGUUAAAUAGAAAUGUAAGAAAUUUCAGUUACAUAUUCUAAACCAACCAUUACAUGAAUACGUCAUAUUAUGUUAUAUGAAUAUAAGAUUGCGCAUUUGCGCUGCCUAGGUACAGUAUUCUCAUAUAGUAACUGUAAAGAUUUUGACUGUGUGUAGACAGGAUAGCGAUCUCUUAUUAAAACUGACAAUUCAAUGACAAAAUAGGCUUUGCCAAUUAAACUCGAGGUUUACGAUUGUUACUUUGUAUAAACUAUGAUGUAUAAUUUGUUACGAUUUGAUUUAUUACUUUUACAAACAACUGUCUGUAUUUGAUGUAGCCAUAGAGAAACACGGGCCUCUGGCAGGAUGUAGCCCCAUUAUAUAUUUUGGAGUUUCUAACGUGGCUUGGUCUAUGUCCGACUGAAACAUUGACUAAACACACACUCAUGAGUUAUGCUUUGCUCUGAGGUUAUACAUAAAAGUAAAAUGAGUGUUUAUGUUUGACAAUACAAUACAAAAACUCUAUCGCACAUGAAAACAGCAGUACAACUAUUUUGCCAAUUGUGAUUUGCUUUCAUCAGGGUUUAGAUAAUCAUUUCAUUUAGUAAAUUAUGUCCGUCGUAUGUGCAUAUACAUUUUAUUUGCGUAUGUGCCCGAUUAAAAAAAAAAGCCGAAUUGAAUUGCUUUAGUGCUGUCAACUAAAGUUAAACUUGCGGCUAUCUAGUGGCUGCGCGUAUACCACUAUAACGGAACAUUCGCAUUUGGACAUAGGCAUUCGUUUCUAAGAAUAUCUACUCUGUUUUGUUACAACUUUGUACAGAAUGUGCAUAUACUAAUAUAAAACCGUCAUUGGUAACGAUAACGAAUUACAUACAUUCAAAAAAUCCGCGCCCGCUAUCGCCAUUGGGGUGGGCGAACCCACAAGUCGUGGAUUACAAGUUUUCUUAGUAAAAUUGCUUAGUGAUCAACCCAUCGCCGAUAAGUAGCCUGUUUCGUAAGGACGUACAUUAUUUAAAACCGUUUCAUUUCUCUGUUACCAAUCAUCAGUAACAUUGCGCUAAGAGAAUGCAAAUAUUUAUUUUAAUAUACAUUGAUCCAAUAAAUUGACAUUUAUACAAAUCUAUAUUGAUUGUACUUCAUCUGCGUAUUUUAAAUCAUUCGUGGUAAUUUAUAUGAUUGGUAGCAAGCAGGUAAAACAUACAAAUUAUCAAAACUUUACAACUUGCAACAUUUUAAUAUUACAAUAUUAUUUUUAUCAGCUCAGUCACGGGAUUCUAUUAGUUAUGCCUCUGGCUCCGUCUGGCGCGUUAUCCCUGCAGGCCUAUUUUGUAACUUUUACAGCUUUGAUGCAUCAUAGAAGGAAAAAUUUAAGAGAAGAGAGGAAGGGGUAGACCUAGGAAAACAUUUAUGAAACAAAUAAGAGAAGGUGCAGGUCGUGUCGUAUCAGGAGGUGAAGGAUUUGGCGGGAAGAGAGGGAUGGCGAUUUCUCCACCGACAAGAGCGCAGCUCUUAAAUAAAGAUAGAGACGGCUUUGAUGGACAAUUCAACAUUAUUAAUUACGUCAUUUGUCUACCAAAAUGACUGUCAAAGUUACCAAAAUAGCUCUGCUGGUGUUAAAGAUAUGUAAAGAAGUUUGGUGGGUGGUAUUCAGGAAUAUUAUAAACAUUCAUUAGAAUGCCUUUUAUUUAUGUGAGAUCAGUAAAUCGAGUAUUUACUAUAUCUGCAUAGCUGAUAUUACCUAUUAUUACAGCCAUAAGAAAUUACAUCUGGGCUCUCAUUAGGUGCAUUUAUACAAAAUGCUGAUUAUUGGAACUAUACUCAAAUAUUAUGCAAGUAAAAAAUUCCUGUGAUAAGCCACAAAUACAAAGACUUUGUUAAUAGUAGCUAUAAUUUACUUUAACUGGCAAAUACAUUUUUGUUGUGAUAAUUCCGGUAGUGGUACUCCAUUUGUAAGGUGUGUAAAUAAAACUACUAUUCUACAAUAAAAGAUGUUUAUUGAUUUAUGUUUCAAUUA